Cercocebus atys (sooty mangabey) is the source of this 2694-nucleotide messenger RNA. RefSeq names its product zinc finger protein 30 (gene ZNF30). The transcript is spliced from 5 exons. The record is from RefSeq and is a predicted model, not a curated record. Lineage: Eukaryota; Metazoa; Chordata; Mammalia; Primates; Cercopithecidae. Gene Ontology annotation, biological process: regulation of DNA-templated transcription. Bases 670 to 2526 code for a protein of 618 amino acids.
UCCGGACUACAUUUCCCACAGGCUCCGGACUACAUUUCCCACAGGCUACUGCGAUCCGGCCAAUGUAACCUGAAACUACAUUUCUCAGCUGCUCCUGGAACGACCUCACUCUACCUCCUCGCCAGUUCAUUGUGGUCGUUGACCUGGCAGCGACUUUUGGAGUUCUGCGAGGUAGAAGUCAGCGCCCGGCUCAGAGGUUAGAGCAGCCCCGCCAGGCAACCUGAAUUUCUGCAAAGGAACACAGUUAGCACCGGGAGUUCUGCAGACCUGGGUCGGCGCAGAACCCGAACUGAGACAUGCCUGAGCGUUGGGUGGACCGGGCGAGGAUCCCGGGCCCGCGAGUGCAGGAGAGGCAGGGAAAGGGAGGGUGCGUGGGACAGGGCCGGUGUGCACCCGCGAAGACUGGGUGCAUGGCCUCCAUGCGAAUCUGAGCUAUUAAUAUUUGAUACUAUUUUGGAUAAAAUCACUGUAAUUGAUUUAUGUAAAGGAAGAAAAGACUCUUCAACUCUCAGUUUAAAAAGGAAACGAUAGAUAUGAUACCUUGUGCAUGCAGCGGGAAGAAGUGGGAGUGCCAGGAAGCCUCUUCUUGUUUGGUAAAAACUUUAGUUUGAACUUCUCAGAUAGAGGAACCCCAGUGAAGACUGAUCAGUUCUUAAGAGUUCUCAAAGCAUGGCCCACUUUCAGGGAUCAGUGACAUUUGAGGAUGUGGCCAUAGCCUUCUCCCAGCAGGAGUGGGAGAGUCUGGACUCUUCCCAGAGGGGCUUGUACAGAGAUGUGAUGUUGGAGAACUACAGGAACUUGGUGUCAAUGGCAGGACAUUCCCUUUCUAAACCACAUGUGAUCGCCUUAUUGGAACGAUGGAAAGAGCCUAAGGUGACAGAGAGGAAAGAUGGAAGAAGGUGGUGCACAGAUUUGCAGUUGGAAGAUGAUACAAUUGGCCGUAAAGAAAUGCUCCCCUCUGAAAACUGUCCAUCUUUUGCCCCACAUCAGAAAAUUAGUAGGCAGAAACCACAUGAAUGUCAGGAAUAUGGAAAGACUCUUUGUCAAGACUCAAAGCCUGUUCAACAUGAAAGAAUACAUAGUAGUGAAAAACCCAACAGAUGUAAAGAAUGUGGGAGGAACUUUAGUAAUGGACAUCAACUCACCAUACAUCAGAGAUUGCAUGUUGAUGAGAAACCCUACAAAUGUGAGAAAUGUGGGAAGGCCUUUAUCAGAGGUUCAGCCUUUGUUAAGCAUAGGAGAAUUCACACUGGUGAGAAGUCACUCAAAUGUAAGCGAUGUGAAAAGACUUUUAGCGGUAACUAUCAACUUACAGUACAUGAGAGUAUUCAUACUGGGAAGAAACCAUAUGAGUGCAGGGAAUGUGGGAAAGCUUUUCUAGCAUAUGGAAAGCUUACCCGGCAUCAGAGUAUUCACACUGGUGAAAAACCCUUUGUGUGUGAGGAGUGUGGGAAGGCCUUCAGUACCUUUUCAUACCUGAUUCAACAUCAGCGAAUUCAUACUGGUGAAAAACCCUAUGAAUGCAAAGAAUGUGGGAAGGCCUUUAGUACUAGCUCACCCCUUGCUAAGCAUCAGAGAAUUCAUACUGGCGAGAAACCCUAUGAAUGUAAGGAGUGUGGGAAGGCUUUCACUGUGUAUGGACAGCUUACUCGACAUCAGAGUAUUCAUACUGGUGAGAAGCCUUUUGAAUGUAAGGAAUGUGGAAAGGCCUUUAGACUUAGUUCCUUCCUUCAUGCACAUCAGCGAAUUCACGCAGGGAUAAAGCCCUACAGAUGCAAGGAAUGUGGGAAGACCUUCAGUCGUGCCUCGUAUCUUGUUCAACAUGGAAGACUUCACACUGGCGAGAAGCCCUAUGAAUGUAAGGAGUGUGGCAAGGCCUUUAGUACUGGCUCAUACCUUGUUCAGCAUCAGAGGAUUCAUACUGGGGAGAAACCCCAUGAAUGUAAGGAAUGUGGCAAAGCCUUUAUUAGUCGCCAUCAGCUUACUGUACAUCAAAGGGUUCAUACUGGAGAGAAACCCUAUGAGUGUAAGGAAUGUGGCAAGGCCUUCAGAGUGCACGUACAUCUCACACAGCAUUGGAAAAUUCAUACUGAUGUAAAGCCCUACGAAUGUAAGGAAUGUGGAAAGACUUUUAGUCGAGCCUCGUACCUUGUACAACAUGGCAGAAUCCAUACUGGUAAGAAGCCCUAUGAGUGUAAGGAGUGUGGCAAGGCCUUCAGUUCUGGCUCAUACCUUGUUCAGCAUCAAAGAAUUCAUACUGGGGAGAAACCCUAUGAAUGUAACAAAUGUGGGAAAGCCUUUACCGUUUAUGGACAACUUAUUGGACAUCAGAGUGUUCACACUGGUGAGAAACCUUUUGAAUGUAAGGAAUGUGGGAAGGCCUUUAGACUUAAUUCAUUCCUUACCGAACAUCAGCGGGUACACACUGGUGAGAAACCCUUUAAAUGUAAAAUAUGUGGGAAGACCUUUAGAUACAGUUCAGCCCUUAAAGUGCAUCUGAGAAAGCAUAUGGGUGUUAUACCCUAAGAGUUUGAGGAAUGUGGGAAGUGCUUUGUGUAUGGCUCAAACAUUGUUGAACAUCAGGGAAUUUAUGCUGGUAGGAAACUUUCAAAUGUGAAGAAUAUUGGCAGGCCUAUUCUCAUCUUUCUUUUUUUUUUUAUUUUUUUAUUUUUUGAGACGGAGUCUCACUCUGUC